AUGCAUCUGUCCCUGGACACCAUGAGCAUGGUGGACGACAGCUGCCUGUCGCCCAGCAACUUCCACGAGCUGGUGAAGGGAGGGGGGGCCGCGGUGGGGGGCCGCGUCCACAGCAUCGACGUCAUCCUGGGCUUCAGCAAGGACCAGGACCCCCUGCUGAACCCCACGGGACCGGCCGGGCCCCACAAGGCCGACGUGGAGGGCCUGGGGGACCCCGGGAAGCAGGACCCCUACGGACACCUCCCCUCCCUGAGGGACAGCGCGGAGCAGGCAGCCUAUCACAACUCAGGCCUGUUCUCCCAGAAGUGCGAGGGGGACCUGGGCGAGCUGCAGAAGGGCGUGGAGAGCGAGGGGAAGUCCCCGGACCCGCUGGACGACGAGCAGCCCAAGAAGAAGCACCGCAGGAACCGCACCACCUUCACCACCUACCAGCUGCACGAGCUGGAGCGCGCCUUCGAGAAGUCCCACUACCCCGACGUGUACAGCCGCGAGGAGCUGGCCAUGAAGGUCAACCUGCCCGAGGUGCGGGUGCAGGUGUGGUUCCAGAACCGCCGGGCGAAAUGGAGGCGGCAGGAGAAGAUGGACGCCAGCACCAUGAAGCUGCACGACUCGCCCAUGCUCUCCUUCAACCGGCCGCCCAUGCACGCCAACGUGGGCCCCAUGACCAACUCCCUGCCCCUGGACCCCUGGCUGACCUCCCCCCUGUCCAGCGCCACCCCGGUCCACAGCCUGCCCGGCUUCAUGGGCCCGGCGCAGGGCCUCCAGCCCGGCUACGCCGGCCACGGCUUCCUCAACACGCCGCCGGCCAUGCCGCAGGGCAUGCAGACCAUGGCACCACCACCGUACCAGUGUCCCGCUCCCUUCUCCGACAAGUACCCGCUGGAGGACGCCGACCAGCGCAGCUCCAGCAUCGCCGUGCUGAGGAUGAAGGCCAAGGAGCACAUCCAGUCCAUGGACAAGACCUGGCAGCCCAUGUGA
Messenger RNA from Conger conger (European conger), 978 nucleotides. RefSeq names its product retinal homeobox gene 1 (gene rx1). Bases 1 to 978 code for a protein of 325 amino acids. Gene Ontology annotation, biological process: positive regulation of transcription by RNA polymerase II. Gene Ontology annotation, molecular function: DNA-binding transcription factor activity, RNA polymerase II-specific; RNA polymerase II cis-regulatory region sequence-specific DNA binding. The record is from RefSeq and is a predicted model, not a curated record. Lineage: Eukaryota; Metazoa; Chordata; Actinopteri; Anguilliformes; Congridae. The transcript is spliced from 3 exons.